CGAAGUUCGUGCUGGGGAAGGAGGGUGACUAAACAGAGGGAACGAACUGAUGGCUUUUAUGGUCUUUCUUAUUAAAAGUUGGUCUUUGCGAGCGGAGAAAAUAACGUGAACAGGUCUGUGGACGUGACUGAAGUCCGGAGAAAAGCAACAAGAGUCUGGAUUGACGCACAGCCGCCUGCAGGUUCCCGGAUCCAGAGACAGCAGCAGAAGCAGAGAGGAGUAUGGGAGUUGGAGGCCAGCAGACUGAGGCUGCAGGUGUUUUCUCCUGGGAGGAGGUCCAGAAGCACCGCAGCAAAAAUGACCGGUGGUUGGUCAUCAGUCGAAAGGUUUACAACGUCACUCAGUGGGCCAAAAGGCACCCAGGAGGAUCUCAUGUCAUCGGCCACUAUUCUGGAGAGGAUGCUACUGAGGCUUUCACAGCUUUCCAUCCUGAUCAAAAGUUUGUGCAGAAGUUUCUAAAACCUCUACUGAUUGGAGAGCUGGCAGCGACAGAGCCAAGUCAGGAGGGAAACAAAAAUGUAGCCAUCAUGCAGGAUUUUGAAACUUUACGCACCCAGGUAGAGAAGGAAGGACUUUUUAAAGCCAAACCUUUAUUCUUCUGCCUCCAUCUGAGUCACAUCCUGCUACUGGAGGUUCUUGCCUGGAUGAUGGUAUGGUACUGGGGGACGAGCUGGACUCUGACGUUACUGUGCGCUGUCAUGUUGGCAACAUCUCAAGCGCAGGCUGGAUGGCUGCAGCAUGACUUUGGUCACCUCUCUGUCUUCAAGAAGUCCAAGUGGAAUCAUCUGGUCCACAAGUUUGUUAUUGGACAUUUAAAGGGAGCUGCAGCCAGCUGGUGGAAUCACCUGCAUUACAAUCAUCAUGCCAAACCAAAUAUCCUGAGCAAAGAUCCUGAUGUCAACAUGUCGGGCAUCUUUGUUCUCGGAUCUGUUCAGCCCGUAGAGUACGGCAUGAAGAAGAUCAAACGCAUGCCCUACAAUCACCAGCACCAGUACUUCUUUUUAUUGGGGCCACCUCUUCUCAUCCCAGUCGUCUUCAACCUGCAAAAUCUAGUCGUCAUGAUUUCUCGCCGAAACUGGGUGGAUCUGGCUUGGUAUUUGUCCUUUUAUGUUCGAUAUUUCUCCUGUUACGUGCCCCUGUAUGGCUUUUUCGGCUCCGUGGCUCUCAACUUCUUUGUUAGGUUUUUGGAGAGUCACUGGUUUGUCUGGGUGACUCAGAUGAACCAUCUUCCAAUGAAUAUAGAUUAUGAAAAGAACAGAGACUGGCUCACCAUGCAGUUACAAGCCACAUGUAAUAUAGAGAAGUCCUUUUUCAACGACUGGUUCAGCGGACACCUCAACUUUCAAAUCGAACACCAUCUGUUUCCGAGAAUGCCGAGGCACAACUACCACCUGGUUGCUCCGAGGGUCCGUGCGCUGUGUGACAAACAUGGGAUCUCUUACCAGAUGAAAACGUUAUGGCGAGGCAUGACUGAUGUCGUCAGUUCACUGAAAACUUCAGGUGAUCUCUGGCUUGAUGCCUAUCUUCAUAAAUGAAGAGCUGCUUAUACAUCAAGUGACCUUCUUUUGCAUCAACGACAUGUUGUGUGUUGAAAAUAAAAAACUAAAAAACUGAAAGUGUAACUAAUUUAACCAUUUUCGAAGAACUAUUUAAAUCUUAUAGGAUUUUAAAUGUAAAGCUUAAAGGAUCAUCUGAAAUUAUCUUUAAAAUUGAAGAUAAUUUAGGUAUUUUUAAUUAAAUUAUCUUAAUUUAAUAUAAGAUAAUUAACUACAUGUUUCUUUGGUAAACGUUUCCAGUCACACUGACUGAGUGUGACUGGAAAUUAACUGACAAUUAAUAUGAUGACCUUUUUCCAAUAGUAAUAAGUAACAUUACUGAUAAAAUGGUUGUCCUCUUAUUGUAAUCAUUCUGUCAUACAAAGGUUAAAUAUUAUCAAAUCUCUUAACCUUCAUUUUGCUUUCUUCAGUUGUAGACCUGCAACCUUUUAAAUUAUUUUGUUCUUUGUUGCACAAUAACCAAGUUGUUGUCUACUACAAUAUUUAGUGUUAUUACUGGAGAGACAAACAUAAAAAAUAUUCUUUGAAAAAUAAUCCAAUUUAUGGUAUAUUUUGUAAGUAACUUGGCAUUAUAGACUCAUAGACAGAUGUGUUGUGUGUAGGAACAUAUAGAAGGAAUUUUAGCAAUCAUGACGAAAGUUAUUAAGUGAAAUAAGAGUGAAAGGAUUUAUGCACCCAUUGAUGUUGCAAAAUUAUUUUUGUACAAAUAAGUACAAAUAAAACAUUUUGUAUUUUCCUGUUUU
This is a messenger RNA of Gambusia affinis (western mosquitofish), 2299 nucleotides long. Its product is annotated as acyl-CoA Delta-4 desaturase-like. The transcript is spliced from 13 exons. Gene Ontology annotation, biological process: lipid metabolic process. Gene Ontology annotation, cellular component: membrane. NCBI's taxonomy places the organism in Eukaryota, Metazoa, Chordata, Actinopteri, Cyprinodontiformes, Poeciliidae. The record is from RefSeq and is a predicted model, not a curated record. Gene Ontology annotation, molecular function: oxidoreductase activity, acting on paired donors, with oxidation of a pair of donors resulting in the reduction of molecular oxygen to two molecules of water. Bases 222 to 1535 code for a protein of 437 amino acids.